Molecule: messenger RNA, 2190 nt
Organism: Malassezia restricta
Lineage: Eukaryota; Fungi; Basidiomycota; Malasseziomycetes; Malasseziales; Malasseziaceae
Product: AAA family ATPase
Exons: 1
Coding region: 1-2190 (729 amino acids)
Cellular component (GO): cytoplasm
Molecular function (GO): ATP binding; ATP hydrolysis activity
Source: RefSeq, a predicted model, not a curated record
AUGCCGCCACCGUCGCUGCAGGGGACCACCGAGGCGCUCCCCGUGCAUAUUCGCACGGCGAGCGCGAGCGCAGCCGAUGAUACGCGCGUGCUGGUGCGAGCUGAUGCCCUCAAACGGAGCGGGAUCCCGACCGGUGCGCAUGUGCUCCUCCGUUCGACACACGCCCCCACGCCGCUGUGGGCCGGCACGGUGUGGCCCGAUUUUGAUGCGCAGGCGCCAGGCGUGUCUGUGUCCAGCCUCUCGGCAGAUCCCCUGGGCCGAGACGUGAUCGUGGCGUGCGUGCGGGAUGCACCGACCGUGCCGCGUCUGACGGUCGCCUUGGAUACGGCCCCGACGCCCCUGCUGCACGCCUUGCUGAUGCACACGCUCGUGGAUAUGGGGGCCGUCGCCCUCGAUAGAGCGUGGCGUAUCACGCUGCUCGGGCAUGUGUAUGAGGCGCGACCGCUGCGCCCGUCCAACGCGACGAGCGACGUGGUCCUCGUGACGCGAGACACGCACUUGACCCUCGAGGAAACGGCGCAAGCGGCGCCGCUCGUCGAUGCCUCGGCGUACCACGCCCUCGGCGGUCUCGACACACAGAUCGCCGCGAUACGCACGCUCAUCGAGCUGCCCCUCACGCAGCCGCAGCUCUUUGCGCAGUACGGCCUCACUCCGCCGCGUGGUGUGCUGCUGUACGGCCCACCCGGCACAGGCAAAACGUCGCUGGCACGGACCGUCGCCGCCUCGCUGCACGCGCACGUACUCACGAUAAAUGGCCCUGAACUCUCCUCCGUGUACCACGGCGAGACCGAGUCCAAGCUGCGCGCCGUCUUUGAAAGUGCCGCGUCGCAUGCACGCAGCAUCAUUAUUAUGGACGAAAUUGACGCAUUGGCACCGAGACGCGAUGGCGAUGCAUCUCUGCAUGCUGAGGGAGCAGGCGAAGUCGAACGACGCGUCGUCGCGACGCUGCUGACACUCCUAGACGGCAUAGAGUCGCAUCAUGUCGUGGUGAUCGCCGCUACGAAUCGGCCCAAUGCCGUCGAUCCUGCGCUCCGUCGGCCUGGUCGCCUCGAUCGCGACAUUGAGAUCGGGGUACCAGACUCGCUCGCUCGGCACGCGAUUCUCCAAGUGAUGCUCAAGCAUGUGCCGCACUCGUUGUCCGAGCAGGAUCUGAACGACUUGGCCACGCGGACGCACGGCUACGUCGGGGCCGACUUGGCCGCGCUGGUUCGCGAGGCAGGUAUGGCCACGAUAGCGCGCCGCCUACACGCGCCUUUGGCAGACUCGCUCGCGUCGCUUUCGCUCACGCACAGCCCCGACAAGGUGUGCAUGUCCGACUUUAGCGCGGCGCAGAACAUCGUACGGCCCUCCGCCAUGCGCGAAGUGUUCGUCGAAACGCCCAAGGUGACAUGGGAUCAUAUUGCCGAUGACGACGACGCGAGCAUCAAGCGGCAGGUCCAAGAGUGUGUCGAGUGGCCCCUGAAGCAUGCCGCCUCGUUCGCCCGGCUCGGGAUAGAUCCACCCCGCGGUGCCUUGCUGUAUGGGCCGCCUGGAUGCAGCAAAACACUCACCGCCAAGGCACUCGCGCGCGAAAGUGGGCUCAACUUCCUUGCCGUGCGUGGCCCAGAGCUGGUGAGCAAGUACGUGGGCGAAUCGGAGCGGGCGAUCCGCGACGUGUUUCGACGCGCUCGCACGGCAGCCCCGUCAAUUGUCUUUUUCGAUGAACUCGAUGCUAUAUCAGGCGUGCGCGGUAUGGACCAGAGUGCAGGCUCAAGUGACCGCAUGGUCGCGAGCCUGCUCACCGAAAUGGACGGCAUCGAUGCCGAGAGCCACGUCGUGGUCGUGGCGGCCACGAAUCGGCCCGAAUGCAUUGACCCGGCUCUACUCCGCCCUGGCCGCAUCGAUCGUCUCUUGUACGUGGGCAUGCCCAACGCCACCGUCCGCGAACGUAUCUUAACGAUGCGCACGAAACGCAUGGCCCUGGAUGAGGACGUCGAUCUGCGCGUAGUCGCCGAGCUGGCCAUGGGGUGCUCAGGCGCCGAAGUCGUCGCGAUCUGUCAAGAAGCCGGCCUGUGCGCGCUAAAAGAAGAUCUCUCGUGCACCCGCAUCUCUCAUAGGCACUUCGACAAGGCGGCACGUGCGAUGCAACGUCGCAUCACGCCGUCGAUGCUGGCGCACUACGAGCAGUGGCGCCAGAAAAUGACCCUGUAG